Amphibalanus amphitrite is the source of this 4785-nucleotide messenger RNA. RefSeq names its product tyrosine-protein phosphatase 99A-like. Gene Ontology annotation, biological process: protein dephosphorylation. Gene Ontology annotation, molecular function: protein tyrosine phosphatase activity; protein binding. The record is from RefSeq and is a predicted model, not a curated record. Bases 233 to 3658 code for a protein of 1141 amino acids. The transcript has 16 exons. Lineage: Eukaryota; Metazoa; Arthropoda; Thecostraca; Balanomorpha; Balanidae.
UCUGCCAGUUGUGUGGUGACGGUGAGGGGUUGAGGUCGGGUGUUUGAGCACGUAACGGUCACGUGCGUAGCGCGCGACCCGGUGGACUGAGCGGGGUGUGUGCCCCGAGACUGCCCUGGUGGGUGCGGCGGGACUGAGGGCUGCCCAUAGCGGGCGCAGUGAAACAGAGACUGACCGGCCGAGGGACGUUUUUGCCGGACCUACCCGUGAGUGCUGACCGCACCUGCCCGCCAUGCUGGAGGUCAGAUCAGCCAUUCUGGUAGUGCUACUGGCUUGUGGCGCAUUCUGCGAUGACGUCCCGCAGGCGCCUCAGCGUCCUCUGGUGGUCAGUUUUACAUCCCGGUCUGCCAAACUGUCCUGGGCACCGCUCUACACUGCCGACACGCCUGCGAUGAACUACGUCCUGCAGAAAAGACGAUACGACCCGCCUGGUCCGUGGGACCAAGAGACUGAGAUCACCAUCCCCGACAACCGCACCACCUUCAACGUCACGGGACUGCUGCCCUUCACGGCCUACAGCUUCCGCAUCUUCUCUGUCAACAGCGUGGGCCGCAGUCUGGCCAGCGAACCCUCCUACCCGAUGGUCACACACAGAGAACCGCCGAGCGGGAAGCCGACGGUGAUCAAGACGUUCAGUCCGAGCUCGGACUCGAUCGAGGUGGUCUGGAGGCCGCCGGACCGGUCCGAGAUGAACGGAGAGUUUAUCGGCUACCGGCUCUCCGUCCGACCUCGGGACAAGGUCGAUAUGGAGUGGACCCAAACCGACCUCCCGGGAAACGUCAACGAAUCGACGAGCCACGUAAUUGAGGAUCUCAGACCGUACACAGAGUACCUGAUACGAAUUCAAGUGAAGAAUAUGAUGGGGGCGGGUCCGGCCACUGUCGUUAGGGAAACCACCAAAGAUGGAGUGCCGGAGCGUCCGGAGAACCUGACGCACGCCGCCGUCGGGGACAGCUGGGCCUGGCUGACCUGGAGCGAGCCCAUCCACCCCAACGGUGUCAUCGUGGGCUACUACCUCUACUUCGAGUUCACCGACUACGACAGGAACAUCACCGACAACCGGAUCAUCACCGAGGCCCGGCCGCGCAUGGAGUACAACCUCACCGGGCUGAUGCCGUACACCCGCUACACGGUGUGGCUGCACGCCAAGACCAGCAAGCACGAGGGUGACCGCUCCGAGACGCUCUCGCUGCGCACGGACGUGGGCGGUCCGGGCGCGCCGCUGAUCACUAACGCCACGUGCCGCGCCGACACGUCGAUCGUGGUGCGCUGGCGUCGGCCGCGACAGCUGCGGGGAUCCAUCGACUUCUACUACGUGCGCUACCGCGGCGAGUUCGACCCGGACCUCGAGCAGGUCAUGAUCGAGACCAAUCCGGAGGUCGCAGAGGAACAGAUCACACUGGCUAACCUAACAACGGACACGAUAUACGAAGUGCAUGUGGUGGGGGUCACCAAGUCGCGCUUCAACGACUCGCUGCUCUACUGGGGAGAGCCGUCCGAGACCCGGUCCGUGAGACUGCAGCACGACUGUGAGAGGAUCCAGCGCAUGGAGAGUCUGAAGAAGCGGCGUCACGUCGGCUGGAACCUCAGCUCAGGAAUGGUGGCCGGCCUGGCCUGUGCCAGCUUCGCGCUGCUGCUCGCCAUGCUGGCGCUUAUAUUCUGGAGGAAGUACUUCCAGGCGGCGUACAACUACCUGGACGAGCCCAACAAGACACCAUCCACGCUCUCCACCGACUGGGAGACCGACUGUCCCGACGGGCCGGGCGCCCCCAUCCCCGUCCACCUGUUCCCCAAACACGUGAGCCGACUGCACGCCGACGGCGACAUCGGCUUCAGCAAGGAGUACGAGGCCAUCCAGACGCAGACCCUGCUGGACGGAUACACCUCCGACUUCAGUCAGCAGACCGAGAACAAGGACAAGAACAGAUACCUGAAUAUUGUGGCGUACGACCACACGCGGGUGCCCCUUCAGCCGAUGGGCUCCCAGAAGCGGUGCGACUAUGUGAACGCCAACUUCAUCGACGGCUACCAGAAGCCGUGCGCCUAUAUCGGCACCCAGGGCCCACUGCCGGCCACCUUCGACUGUUUCUGGAGGAUGGUCUGGGAGCAGAACGUGCACAUUCUCGUCAUGAUCACCAACCUGGUGGAGCGCGGACGGAAAAAGUGCGACAUGUACUGGCCCCAGGAGGGAACAGAGACGUUCGGCGUCGUCAGAGUCACCAACCUCGGCCAGGACGUGAUGGCGACCUACACGAUUCGCAAGUUCCGAAUCCAGCAUUUGAAGCUAAAGAAGAAGAGUCGGGCAGCCACGGAGCGCGUGGUGUACCAGUACCACUAUACCAACUGGCCCGACCACGGCAUCCCCGACAGCCCGCUGCCCAUCCUCAGCUUCGUCAGAAAGUCGGCAGCCGCCAACCCCGACGGCGCCGGACCCAUCGUCGUCCAUUGCAGCGCCGGUGUAGGUCGAACGGGCACCUACAUCGUGCUAGACUCGAUGAUGAAGAUGAUUCGGGCCAAGGGCGAGCUGAACGUCUUCGGCUUCCUCAAGUACAUCCGGACGCAGCGCAACUUCCUAGUGCAGACGGAGGAGCAGUACAUUUUCCUGCACGACGCCCUGUUGGAGGCCAUCGAGAGCGGUGAGACGGACAUCCACCGGACCUUCCUGCGCCGCUACCUGCACAACCUGCAGACUACCGAGCAGGACAUCUACCCCUGGUACAGCCUCGACAGACAAUUCGGGAUGGUGACCUACGACAAGCCGUCUGACUUCAAUCUAUCCUCGGGCCGGCACCCGGCCAACGCGCACAAGAGUCGCCACCCGGGCCUGCUGCCGAGCGAGUGCAGCCGCGUCUGCGUCAGCCCGCGGCCCGGCGUCGAGUGCUCCGACUUCAUCAACGCCUCCUGGCUGCCGGGCUUCGGUCGGCUGCGCGAGUUCAUCGUGACGCAGCACCCGCUGGCCUCCACGCUGGCCGCCUUCUGGCAGAUGGUCUGGGAUCACAACGCGCAGACCAUCGUCCUCCUCAGCCCAGUCGAUGACCAGGAGUACUGCAUCUUCUGGCCACUGGAGCAUGAUGACCUGGAGUUUGAACACUUCAGAGUUCGGUUCACAGCAGAGAACCAGGCCGGAAGUUACGUCCUGCGUGACUUCACACUGCAAUCUCACACGGACGACUACGAACUGGCCGUGCGCAUCAUCCAGUGCUCCAACUGGCCGGCCAGCUGCUCCCCCAUCGGACACGUCUUCGACCUGAUCCAGGUGGUGCAGCGCUGGCACCUCGAGUACCAGAACGGACCGUGCGUGGUGGUGGACCGGUUCGGCGGCACCGAGGCGGCCACCUUCUGCUGCCUGACCACGCUGAUGAAGCAGCUCGAGUACGAGUCGCACGCCGACGUGUACAUGUACGCGCGCCUGUACCAGCGGCGGCGGCCGGGCGUCUGGCCCAGUCGCGAGGACUACUUGUUCCUGUACCGGGCCGUCGAGGCGCUGGUGGCGGGCGGAUGCGUGUCUCCCUUGCUGCGGCCGCCGCCUGACGUGGCCGACGUCCAGCCGCAGCCACUGAGGCCGAUCCUGAAGCGGGGCAGCACGGCCGGCCAGCGCCGCGUGCCGCCCGAUGGCAUGGAGACCGUCAUCGUGGACGUGGGUGAGCUGGAGCUCUGACACGGACUGGGCGGCCGCCGCACGGUCCCCUCCUCACUGAGGGCGGAGGGAACAGCGGCUGAGGCGCUGCCACUCACCCAUAUCUGGCGUCCAGACGAUAUCACCGAGCGUAAGUGAAUGUCUAGUCAGCGACGGGCCGAACCGGACGCUUUGUUGAUCGUUCCUGCAGAGACGCUGGCAGCGGCCGGACGUUUGCUCAGUGUCACAGCGAUCGUGAAGGUGAAGUUGGUUGUCGGGAUCUCGACUGACUUCAUUGAGACUACUCAGUGUUCAUUGGUGUCUCAGAUAGCGCGUCUUUAGAUCGUGAGAGCUCUCACGACUUCGUGAUGUGUACCUACAUUGUAAAAUAUCAUCAGUGGAGGAGGGGAAGGGGUGUGAAAAUAAAUGUCAUGCUCGUAUAUCAAACGGUGUCACCGAAUCACUCGGCACUAAUUCGCAUUAUAUAGUAAACGUGUAACGUGUCCCAAUACGAGAUAUAAUUUCUCUUAUCUGUUACUUUGUGCCCAAACGUAUGACAAGAGUCCGAAAAAUGAUGGACAGCUACAUAAUGAUAUUGAUUUGAAGCUUUUAAGUCAUUUAUCCUGAAAUUGGCCUCAUACGGUAUUAAUCAUGCAUGUUUGACGUUUGGCUAUGAACAUUCGUUCAUAAAUGGUUGAAUUGGAACUCUUUGGACAUAAACUAACCAAUGCUGCACACUUGAUAGAAGGCAUACGAACUAAGAAAAUGUAAUUGGACAUAGUGGCAGUAUUUGUACAACAUCGUCUACCAGGUAGUCGAAUAAAAGUUUCUGUCAGUAGCUUCCUAAGCGUACGUGAAUUGUAACUUGCUGCUCAUUCCAUUUUCAGUUUGCGCUUUACUGAAAACCUAGCAUUAUCGGGCGAGAUGUUUUGUAGAUACGACUUUGGUCUCAUGUGUGCUCGUGUAUGUCACAAUCAUUAUUUAUCAAUUAAGCAGUAUUUCGAGCCAUGGAGUAGAACAUAGCUGCCGAUGCAUUUUAUACCGUUUAUUUCGCUCACUGGACGACUGCAUGUUUUGCGCGUAAUUGAUGUUUUGAUGUUGAUGACUUGUGUUACGCCCUUUUCGAAAUCGCUGUGAUAUUUUGUAAUAUACGUCCAUUCCGAAUCGCA